GAGAGCGAGAGUGAGAGUGAGAGUUGCUCUCUCUAGUCUCUAGUGGAUAUCAACCGAUCAGAAGUCUAAAUUCCGCUUUCGUCUUUAUGUAUAAAAAUAGAAUGUGAGAUAAAGUGUCGGCAUUAUAAGGCAAUACGGCGGUCACACCUCUCUCACUUCCUUGCCGUAGGCGGUAGCUUUCGACCCACAUUACGUUUUCUAAGUCAGAGCAGUCUCAACCUCUCCGUGUCUCGCUCGCUCGCUUUGCUUGGUGUCUCUGUGUCUCUCCAUCUGAUGGCACAAUCAACUCAAGCUAGUCUCCUUCUUCAGAAACAGCUUAGGGAUCUUUGCAAAAAUCCUGUUGAUGGCUUCUCCGCUGGUUUGGUUGAUGAUAGUAACAUAUUCGAAUGGAGCGUCACUAUUAUUGGACCCCCUGAUACUCUUUAUGACGGAGGCUAUUUCAACGCCAUCAUGAGUUUUCCACCCAAUUACCCUAACAGCCCACCCACAGUGAGGUUUAUCUCGGAGAUGUGGCAUCCUAAUGUUUAUCCUGAUGGGCGAGUUUGCAUAUCAAUUCUUCAUGCUCCUGGUGAGGACCCCAAUGGAUAUGAGCUCGCAAGUGAACGCUGGACACCAGUACAUACGGUUGAAAGCAUUGUAUUGAGCAUCAUUUCCAUGCUAUCAAGUCCUAAUGAUGAAUCUCCAGCAAAUAUUGAAGCAGCGAAAGAUUGGAGGGAGAGGAGAGACGAAUUCAAGAGGAAAGUAAGCCGUACUGUGAGACGGUCGCAAGAAAUGUUGUGAGAUCACUCUGCCGAAGGUGGAAACCCAGUUAUUUACCUUGUUUUGUUUGGGAAUCUUAUUUAUUACGUUGAGAACUGGUUAAUCAUCUGGUGGUAUGUUGGUCAUUUGAAAUUUCCAUUUGAAGUUCUUGUGGCCAACAAACUUGGAAGCAGUUCUCAUUGUAAACUUGGGACUUUUGUAUUUAAAUGUGUCUGGUCAGUUGUCCUGAUAACCUACUACGAUUAGUGAGAGUUGUUGAAGUUUCUUAAGUUGGUCAUGGUUCUUUUCCCCCAUCGCUGGGGACAACUAUGAGAAAUAAACUCUGUUUGGGUAAAUGAUUAGUACAAGCACGGUUGUGAUUAUUGAA
Molecule: messenger RNA, 1126 nt
Organism: Macadamia integrifolia
Lineage: Eukaryota; Viridiplantae; Streptophyta; Magnoliopsida; Proteales; Proteaceae
Product: ubiquitin-conjugating enzyme E2 7-like
Exons: 6
Coding region: 274-780 (168 amino acids)
Biological process (GO): protein polyubiquitination; ubiquitin-dependent protein catabolic process
Molecular function (GO): ubiquitin conjugating enzyme activity
Source: RefSeq, a predicted model, not a curated record